AUGUCCGUACCACCGCCUCCAAAGGAAGAUUUGAUAAAACCUAAUCCGCCGAAAUCAGAAUCCGCUGUUAGCGGCUUCAACUGGUGGAGAAGAACGUUCCAAUACAAAACGGGCCUGGGAUUGACACCGGAAGAGGAGACACAGUACGAGAAUGAUUACAAGUUUGUGCUACAGCGUAAACAGUGUUCCAAAUGUUAUGAGUAUAGAGAUUGGUUGUUAAACUAUUCACCAACUGUCAUUUUUAUGACGCAACAGAUAGCCAAACUUAACAACAAAAAUACUAAUGCAGAUGUUUUCAAGUUUGACGAAUCGAAGAUUAUAUGUGAUGUAUGUCCGGACUGGAAAUCUGGUGGUUUUCAUCCAGAUUUAGGUAUUCUAAUCUGUCAGAAUAGAAUUAAAGAUAAAUGGCAUUUGGAAGACACUCUGGCGCAUGAAUUGGUGCAUUAUUUCGAUAAUUUGAAAUGGGAAGUGGAUUGGCUAAAUUUGAGGCAUCACGCCUGUUCUGAGAUUCGAGCUUCAAGUUUGAGUGGUGAGUGUCGGUUCUUCCAAGAAUUUGCAAGACGUGGGUUCAAUACUGGGUUUAAGGUUGAUAGAGGUCAUCAAGCUUGUGUGAAAAGACGUGCUGCGAUCAGCGUUUCAGGAAAUCCAAAUUGUAGAGAUAAAGAACAUGCGGAAAGAGUUGUAGAUGAAGUCUGGGACUCAUGCUUCAAUGACACAAGACCAUUUGAUGAAAUAUAUAGAUAA
Messenger RNA from Kluyveromyces lactis, 744 nucleotides. RefSeq names its product putative metalloprotease (gene ATP23). The coding region runs from base 1 to 744 and encodes 247 amino acids. NCBI's taxonomy places the organism in Eukaryota, Fungi, Ascomycota, Saccharomycetes, Saccharomycetales, Saccharomycetaceae. Gene Ontology annotation, molecular function: metalloendopeptidase activity. The record is from RefSeq and is a predicted model, not a curated record. Gene Ontology annotation, biological process: mitochondrial proton-transporting ATP synthase complex assembly; mitochondrial protein processing. The transcript has a single exon. Gene Ontology annotation, cellular component: extrinsic component of mitochondrial inner membrane.